AUGCUCGCCGUGGUCAUCGGUUCCGCUCUUCUCGUAUCAUGGAUCAUUGCAUCAAUCCAUGGCAAUAACAAUUCCGGCUUAAAAGACAUCCCCAAUGCUCAUUUCUCUGCCCCCUAUUCACGCCGGUGGUGGCUGUCGAUCCGAUGGCGAAAAAUGGAAAAUCGUAGCCUAAUUCGUCUCCAUCGUCGCCUCGGUCCAGUCGUUCGGAUUGGACCGCGUGAUGUGAGUGUGAAUUGCAUCGAUGACGGGGUUCGCACAAUCUACAGCGCCAAGUUCGACAAAGAUGCGUCCUUCUACCAUGCAUUGGCUGACCAGACCGGUUUUAUGGUUACUAUGAUAGGUAACGACGAGCACAAGAGGCGUAGACGGAUGCUUGCCCACCCUUAUUCCAAUUCGUACAUUCUCAACUCUCAGACGCUCGACAGGACCCUCUCUCGCGUCUCAUGUCGCCUCAGAGAAGGAAUGGCAGCAUGGGCAAGCACGGGCACCUCUGUUGACGUCUACCAGCAGGCUAAAUGCUGCCUGCUCGACGUUAUCUCGGGCUUCCUCUUUGGUAGCGAGAACGCAACUGAUACUCUACGAGACCCGAGCUUUCAGGACGACCUCACAGCGCUAGCCAAAGCUGCUGGCAAAAACCUUCACGUGAAAACCAGCCUCGCCUGGCCGAUGAACUAUUUUGCAAGCUUGGUUGGCGGCAACGUGCCGCCCGACCCCGAUUCCAGGAGUCGAUGGGAAGCGUGGCUGACACGAGUUAUCACAGACUCGUACAGGAAGCAUCCCACCAAGCAUUCUUCCACUGCGAGCCUCUACGACCAUUUUUACGAUUCGUUUAAGAUUGCCGAUCCCGACAUGCCGCUUAACGACAUGGCUUCUUUCAUUGCUGUCGAGUGCGACGACCAUGUUUCGGCGAGCCACAUGGGCCUCGGAUCGCUAUUGUCGUAUACCAUGUACGAGCUAUCACGAGCUCCGGACUGGCAGCGCGCGCUCCGGAAAGAGCUCCUCACUCUAGGCGAACCUAGCAACCAAAGCUUGGCCCAUCGCCUUGCAGAUUUACCAGUGCUUGACGCCGUCGUGACCGAGACCAUGCGAACCCGUGCACCCUGUCCUGGCCCCUUUCCUCGUGUCGUUCCAGAGUCUGGCUGUCAGCUCGUGGGCAAGUUCGAUAUCCCCGGCGGCACCAUCGUCAGCUCCUCUGCCUGGGCCCUCCAUUUUAAUCCCAUCCCUUUUCCGUCUCCGGAAGAAUGGCGACCGGGAAGGUGGCUUGAAGCAGACAAGAACACGCUCGCCGAGAUGCGGAAGUGGAUUUGGACAUUUGGAAGCGGCGCGCGAGUGUGCAUUGGCACUCAUUUCUCCAUGCGUGUCAUGAAAGAGCUUCUUAUCACCAUAUAUACAGAUUAUGAGACUUUCCUGGAUGAGGAAUUUACAGGAAACGUGGAGCAGGAGGAUAUCUUCUCAUCGUCGCCUCUUGCGGGUUGUAUUAAGCUGAAAUUUCGCCGGCUCACAUAGUCCGACGUCUAUGUAUAUCCAUGCAUGCUUCACGACAGCUGAUUCCUCUGACAGGUCAAUAUUACUCCUGUGUUCCAAAGCAGAGUGAUAAAGCACUUCAGGCGCGUUGUAUGAAAUUCGGCAAGGGAAAAAUUUCACUGACACAUUCAUUGAAAGUUGGAUAAUUUCUGUAAUUGAAUGCAAGUUCCCACAAUCUAUGGUUCAAGAUUUAAUUCUGUGCCUGAACCAACUGGGUUAAAUUCGACAUGUUGUUCAGACCAACACUUGGGUUCUGCGCGCUAUGUACCUAGUAGGGUAAAGUAAUAUCCUGUAUUUCAAGUCGAGCCACUGUCCGGGUAGUUUCACAAUUUAUCAAGUACUCCAUGUUC
Messenger RNA from Talaromyces stipitatus ATCC 10500, 1874 nucleotides. RefSeq names its product benzoate 4-monooxygenase cytochrome P450, putative. The transcript has 3 exons. The record is from RefSeq and is a predicted model, not a curated record. Lineage: Eukaryota; Fungi; Ascomycota; Eurotiomycetes; Eurotiales; Trichocomaceae. The coding region runs from base 1 to 1506 and encodes 501 amino acids. Gene Ontology annotation, molecular function: monooxygenase activity; heme binding; iron ion binding.